AUGGGGCUCUGCUACAGCCUGCGCCCGCGGCUCUUCGGCGACGCCGGCGGCUCCAUCUCCAGCGCCGGCGCCGCCUCGGAGCCCGAAGCGCCGGCGGAGCCUCACGCCGCCCCGCAGCCGCAGCCCCUCGGCGCCCCGCUUCGGCCCGGUGGUAAGCCUGGCGGGGAGGCGGACGGGCCGCCGCUGCUGCUGCAGAACGGCGGCGGUAACGGGGCGGCCCCCGAGCGGCCGCCGCUGCCCAAGGCCGGCGGCCCCGGCGGCGGGGGGAAGGCGGCGCGGCAGCAGGCGCUGCACCAGCCGCCAGCGCUGCAGAGACCCUGGGAGAAGCUGCGCCUGGAAGAGCGGGAGGCGGAGAAGGAGGCGAGGAAAGUCAGCAAGAGCAUCGACCGGGCGCUCAAGGAGCAGAAGCGGGAGUACAAGCAGACGCACCGCCUGCUGCUGCUGGGGGCUGGUGAGUCAGGAAAAAGCACUAUUGUGAAACAAAUGCGAAUCCUACAUGUCAAUGGAUUUAAUUCAGAAGAAAAGAAACAGAAAAUACUGGAUAUUCGGAAAAAUGUUAAAGAUGCGAUUGUGACUAUAGUUUCAGCUAUGAGCACUUUAAUACCCCCAGUUCCAUUGGCCAACCCAGAAAACCAAUUUCGAAUGGACUACAUCAAGAGUAUAGCUCCUCUUUCUGACUUUGACUAUACACAGGAAUUCUUUGAACAUGCAAAAAAGCUCUGGGAUGAUGAAGGCGUAAAGGCAUGCUUCGAGAGAUCAAACGAAUAUCAACUGAUUGACUGUGCACAGUACUUUUUAGAAAGAAUUGACAGUGUCAGCAUGGAUGACUACACACCCACAGAUCAGGACCUAUUAAGAUGCAGAGUGUUGACAUCAGGGAUUUUUGAAACAAGAUUUCAAGUAGAUAAAGUAAAUUUCCACAUGUUUGAUGUAGGUGGCCAGAGAGAUGAGAGAAGAAAAUGGAUCCAAUGCUUUAAUGAUGUCACGGCUAUCAUCUUUGUUGUGGCUUGCAGCAGCUACAACAUGGUAAUAAGGGAAGACAAUAACACAAACAGACUACGGGAAUCCCUGGACCUUUUCAAAAGUAUCUGGAAUAAUAGGUGGUUACGGACCAUUUCUAUCAUUUUGUUCUUGAAUAAACAGGACAUGCUGGCUGAAAAAGUCUUGGCAGGGAAAUCAAAAAUCGAAGAUUACUUUCCUGAAUACGCGCAUUAUACUGUACCUGAGGAUGCAACACCAGAUGCAGGAGAAGACCCCAAAGUCACAAGAGCCAAGUUCUUCAUCCGGGAUGAGUUUUUAAGGAUAAGUACGGCGAGUGGAGACGGCAGGCAUUAUUGCUACCCACACUUUACAUGUGCAGUGGACACAGAAAAUAUCCGCAGAGUGUUCAACGACUGUCGAGACAUCAUUCAAAGGAUGCAUCUCCGCCAGUACGAACUCUUGUGAGGGGGAUCACCGUGGAACCUGUGGUUUUAAAUUCUUUGCUCCUUACUCUUUCUCUUGAUACUACCCCACACAGGGUGGAAGAAUAUACUAUAGAAAUGUCAGUCUCUUCACUUUGUUUACUUUAAUUA
This is a messenger RNA of Gymnogyps californianus (California condor), 1574 nucleotides long. RefSeq names its product G protein subunit alpha L (gene GNAL). The transcript is spliced from 12 exons. Gene Ontology annotation, biological process: adenylate cyclase-modulating G protein-coupled receptor signaling pathway. Gene Ontology annotation, molecular function: G protein-coupled receptor binding; G-protein beta/gamma-subunit complex binding; GTP binding. The coding region runs from base 1 to 1446 and encodes 481 amino acids. The record is from RefSeq and is a predicted model, not a curated record. Lineage: Eukaryota; Metazoa; Chordata; Aves; Accipitriformes; Cathartidae. Gene Ontology annotation, cellular component: heterotrimeric G-protein complex.